Molecule: messenger RNA, 399 nt
Organism: Aspergillus welwitschiae
Lineage: Eukaryota; Fungi; Ascomycota; Eurotiomycetes; Eurotiales; Aspergillaceae
Exons: 1
Coding region: 64-318 (84 amino acids)
Source: RefSeq, a predicted model, not a curated record
CAAGAAUGUACGGCGUAUCAACAACGAGCUACUGCAUGUGUUGGUUGGUAGCUCCUUAGUAAGAUGCAGCGGCGAAGGUUGACAAGCGUGACAGUCUACAUACAGUGCGCAAUAGCUAUUGUGCUCGCACACGGAGCGAAUGCUAGCGGGUAUGAGAAUUACUUGCCUGUUACUAGGGCCAAUUGCACCGUUGCUCCCAGUUCUAGACCACCGAAAUGCCGCACUGAUGAUUUGAACCUAAACUUGGAAGUCACUAGAGUAGUUUGUUGUCCAGUAGGUUGGCGGUCCCGGGGGAAAAGUCACUUCGUCCGAAUCUAGUCGCUGUCUCUCCGACUUAGCGAAGAACUAGUGAGGUUUGCGCAGGGCCAGAUAGAUGAGACCGUCAGUCAAGUAAUGAGC